CAGGAAGCAUUGCAGCCUGGCACGCCGUCCACGACCUGCGUCGUAACAACAAGGGGCGGUCCGCGCCUGCGUAUUUGCUGGUUACGUGUUUCGGAAACAACUUUGCGAUGCGCUGUGACAAUCAUACAUGUUCUUGCCCCUGUAAACGAGAGAUAUGCUUGGAACGCGUUAUGUUAUUGAACAACGGGAGAAACGCUUGCAGCGCUGAGAAUUGUUGUGAAUCAAAACUUAAACAGGUUUAAAUGGCUGCGGGAAAGCAUGCGCCGUUCAUCUUACAGCGAUUUUCUAACAGCAGUUGACCGACCCGAGUGGACAGCUCCUCGUAUCUCCUACACCAUCGAGGAACAGCGGUCCGGUGAGCCACAGCCACCGUCUGCUCCGCAUGAAAUUGACGAUAACUCGCUUUCCGACACGAACUACAUCGCGACCUUGUAUGUUCUACCGCGCUUCCAGCUCGGCGCUAGUGGCUUGCACGACGACACGGCCGCACGGCCAGACGCGGCGGAGCGAGACCAGC
This is a messenger RNA of Amoebophrya sp. A120, 517 nucleotides long. The record is from the annotation of a GenBank genome assembly. NCBI's taxonomy places the organism in Eukaryota, Dinophyceae, Syndiniales, Amoebophryaceae.